AUCACAGAUGAUCUACGAUAUGUAAAUGAUUGUCGUCUAAGUGAAAUCAUUCACUUGAGAGAAGACAUCUCUGGUUCAGCACCAUAACGGGACAAUGAUGGCAAUAUUUUUUGCAACGACGAUCUUGAGUACAGCUUUGCUAAGUCAAACCCAAGAAAAUCCUCAAUCGCUCUCUUUGACCAAAGCAGAUAUCGGAGAUACUGUUUCUCUACAUUGUGCAUCUUUGAAUGGUACAAGUAAAGUGUUAUACUGGUAUAAGCAACCUCUUGGAUAUAUUCCCCAAGUCGUUGCCAGUGCAAUUUAUGGCACUCCAACGAUAUAUCCGCAAUACAAAUUAAGGGUUACACUGGUAAAAGGAAAGUUGACUAUGAGAGAUGUAAAGAAAGAGGACGAGGCAAACUAUUUCUGUCAGCAAGGAAUUGAUGAAAACAAGAAUUGGAACAACGGCACAUUUCUGUCUGUGAAUGAUGGAAAUGAGCAGAAAUUAGACUACCAGACUGUGGUACAACAGCCGGCAUCAGCUCAGCUGGGAGACCCUGUGGCUCUCCAGUGCUCUAUUACCUCCCAGAGGACGGACCACAGUAACCAGUGCCAAGGGGAACCCAGUGUGUACUGGUUCAGAUCUGGACCAUCUCACCCUGCUGCCAUUUACAUGAAUGGAAACACGAGGGGUGAAUGUCAGAAUAGUUCUGGGCCUCCGUCUGCUCCACAGAGCUGUGUCUACACUCUCCCCAAGAACAAUGCAGACUCCUCUGAUGGGACUUACUACUGUGCUCUGGCAGCAUGUGGGGAAGUUGUGUCUGGCAAUGAAUCCAAGCUGGACACUAAAGCACAAAACUCGCUUCCAGUUAACAUGAUGCUUGGAAUACUGUUGGGUUGCUGUCUGGGUGUGAUUAUAAUCCUCAUUCUAACCAGAAAUGAAAUGCAAGUUUGUGAGCAGUGCAAAGGGACACGGAGGGCCGCAGAUGUUGCACAUGACUUAGUGAUUCAGGAACCACAGGACGGGGAAACCGAUUCCUUGAACUACGCAGCGUUGGAGUUCUCUGGCAGGAAAACCAAAGGAGGGAAGAAGAACACUGAAAGGAAUCAGGAGAGUGUGUAUUCUGCUGUGAGAUAUUCUGCUACUGAAGUCUGCCACGGCCAAAUAUAGUUUAUAUUCCUCUAUAUUGUGUUCCUGGUUGUAUGCAGUAGGUUCUCUCUGUAGUCUAUGGACUGAUUCGCUUACGGAACACUUACCCUCCGAUCGAGAGUUGUAUUUGUGCUGAGUUAAGUUCAAGUACACGACCAUCAUUCAAAUGUCAAUUUACAUGACGCAAGUUAACCUUUACAAAAAAAUAAUUGAUUCAUGCUAGUAUCAAUAAUCAUGAGACCAAUCUCUCCAUAGUGACCUUGUUCAUUUUACUUAUAUCAUUUCCCAAAGUUUAUCAUACGUGCUUAAUUGAUAAGUGGCAGACAAGACAGCAUUGAUUGUGUCCGAAUUGUUGGUGUUGUUCCUCUGUAUGCAUUUUAUAAGGAUGAUCAUUAAAAUCAUGAAUUACUAUUGAUGACUUUAAAAAAGUUAAUUAAAGUCAACAUUUUCGCUGUUCACUGACAUAAAAAUCCCCUUUUGGUUUCAGUCAAUGAUGGAAAAUGUAAAUUUCAUGGUUGGUUUCCGGCCCGUCAGCAGCACAUCCUGUUGAUACUUCGAGUCAGGUCUGGUCAGGUUGGUGGUGUGUGUAGAACAGGGACACGGCCAGCCGCAGCCCUCGCUUCUCAGCUUAUCUGCUGCUCGGGGCCUCGCUCUGUUUCAAACCCAGUGGUAAAAGAAAUGGCAAGAGAGGAAGUGACACUAAUAGGGUUUCAUCUUUCCGGGGCUGGUACAGCUAACUGUCACUUCACACGGGUGCUUAUAAAACACUUGAGUUUCUUGAAAGGGCUGUACCUUCAACAUGGAGAACGGAGGGCUAUCUCAACUUCAUUGUUGCUGGGGUGGAUUGGUUACUCAUUGGUUAAUGUUCAAACAAAAUCGACAUUGUAUAUAUUAGGGUUAGGGUUAGAGCACACAAAUACACACCAACACACACACACAAACUCAUUCGUGCAGUUCAUAUUUUUCAAGGUAAAAUUGCAAAACAAAAAGGGAGUAAAAAGCCCCAGGAUCGCUGCAGCCAUGGACAAUUACGAAAAUUCAAUUCAAUUACGAAAUUCAUGAUUGUUACUCAUGAAAACUUUCAGUAGUAUAACUGUAUUUCUACUACAAUCACCGGUAUUAUGGAUAAUACUGUUAUAACAAAUAUUAAAGUCUCAGAUAUAACUGCACUAUUCAGGCAAUAACUAUCACUAUAGUGCCGCCAACUAGUAAUACGCUUGUCACUGUCAUUAGUAAUAAUGGUUAUCAUACUAAUAAGGUUUCGUUUAUCGGUAUAAUUAGGCUAAAUAUACUUCAUCUCUCAUGUUAGUAGUAAUUGUUGCAAUAUCCCUUGAAAAUAUAAAGCAACAAUGAUUUUACUGUACUUGUGGAUUCAAUGUCACAUAAAAAUAAUGAAAAUACAAUUUAUUUUAAUGAUAAUGAAUUAAGGGAAAGCAAAAAAUAUGAUAAAGGGAACGGAUGUUAACUGUGUUGUGUUUAAAUUUAACAUGAACUGCAUCUGACUGAAGUCAGGUGGGUCAUUGGCUCGCUACUUUCAGUGUCUCCAUGUUCCAGCCAAUCACGCUUGAUCUUAGAUCUGUAAAUGAUUGUCGUCUUCAAAGUCAAAUCGUUCACUGAAGAGACUACAUCUCUGGUACAGCACCAUAAGGGGACAAUGAUGGCAAUAUUUUUUGCAAUGACGAUCUUGAGUACAGCUUUGCUAAGUCAAACACAAGAAAAUCCUCAAUCACUCUCUUUGACCAAAGCAGAUAUCGGAGAUACUGUUUCUCUACAUUGUGCAUCUUUGAAUGGUACAAGUAAAGUGUUAUACUGGUAUAAGCAAUCUCUUGGAUAUAU
Gadus macrocephalus (Pacific cod) is the source of this 2965-nucleotide messenger RNA. RefSeq lists its product as uncharacterized. The transcript is spliced from 7 exons. The record is from RefSeq and is a predicted model, not a curated record. The coding region runs from base 95 to 1150 and encodes 351 amino acids. Gene Ontology annotation, biological process: response to bacterium. NCBI's taxonomy places the organism in Eukaryota, Metazoa, Chordata, Actinopteri, Gadiformes, Gadidae.